Molecule: messenger RNA, 2257 nt
Organism: Vollenhovia emeryi
Lineage: Eukaryota; Metazoa; Arthropoda; Insecta; Hymenoptera; Formicidae
Gene: Cpr97Ea
Product: calcium homeostasis endoplasmic reticulum protein-like
Exons: 2
Coding region: 53-958 (301 amino acids)
Cellular component (GO): chitin-based extracellular matrix
Molecular function (GO): structural constituent of chitin-based larval cuticle
Source: RefSeq, a predicted model, not a curated record
GCCUACUUACAUUCACACACACUAACACAACCACCGACCGCCGGGAGACACGAUGCGCACCCUCGCGACGGUAGCAACGGUGCUUACCGCGCUGCUGGCGGUGUCGGCACAGCAGUACCAGCAACCCGGCGGCAAUUACGUUGACGAUUACGCUCAGUAUGACUCCCAACGACCUAGCCAACCGACCCCACGUAGCUACGCGACCGACGCGGACCGUCAAUCGGCCGCGCCGGCGAACCCGAAGCCGCCAGUGGCGAUCCUGAAGCAGAUCAAUCGCCACAACGAGGACGGCUCGUACACGUACGGUUUCGAGGGCGCGGAUGGCUCCUUCAAGAUCGAGACCAAGCUGCCAACCGGCGAAGUGAAGGGCAAGUACGGCUUCGUCGACGACACUGGCAAGGUCCGCAUAGUCGAGUACGGUGCGAACCAGUACGGCUUCCAGCCGGCUGGUGAGGGCAUCACCGUCGCUCCGCCAACCCUGUUCGACGAGACCACCAGCAAGGAGGCUAUUGAGGCGCAAGCCUAUGAAGAGUAUCAGCAGCAGCAGCAGCAACAGCAGCAGCAACAGCAGCAGCAACGACAGCCCGCUCGUCCAGCUUACCAGCCACAGUCGCACACCCAGGCUGUGUACGCUCCCGCGCAGGUAGCCCCGAGCAGACCUGCCCUCCCCAAACCGGCCAUUUUCACGCCGGCCGCUGCGGCACCCCAAGCGCCGCGACAUCAACAAUCCCUGCUGCAGAAUGCGUAUAACGAACCAGCGCCGGCCUCGCAGCUCUACAAUCAGGGACCCGCUCAGUUUGCCCCAUCGCCGCCGAAUCAAGGCCAGGACCAAGGCCAAGGCCAUUCCCAACCGCAGACCCGUAGCGGCGGCGGUAUCCUGGACCAGCUCGCCAGGGACUACGCUCUGCCACAGGGAGUCGCGCCGCCGUUGCAUGACAUCAGCUUCGGCUACUAUUAGGCCGUCUAGUCCUGCCUCUUUGCCUACCGAAGAGUAGAAGAGUCUAGGAUCAAUCGUUCGUGCCUCAACCAAAUUCUCUACCGUUCAACUGCAAUGCUAUAUGGAAACCUUCUUGUUUUUCGUAGGAUACAUGUACUUUAUGUCGCUAUAGAGUUUAACUUUGGUAUACUUAGAAGUUAAGAGCCGUUAAGAACUGCCGAAUGUUACGAUUGAUCCCAGACUCGAGUGCUCGUCCCGGUUGCGUGUUGGUCUUGUAUUCUAUUCGUGAAUGGGACGCGUCGACGACUCGUCGUAAUCGCGGCGUUGCCCACUCUCGCCGAAGUGGACGGCACUGUGAUUGAUGAUCGUCGUGAAUAGAUCGUCUACUGCAAUCGGAAGUUGAGAACUACUAGUCUAUUGACGUCUGAAAUCGCAAGUCGAAAAAUAAGACUCUACUUCGUCCACGUAACACGAUUUCUCCAUUAUUAAUUAUACUUAAUUAAAGAUAUGUAUUCGCGAGAAUUAAAGCACAUUGCAUCGUUCCAUCAGCAGUGAACUGUGAUAAAUUGACAGUAAAAUAUAAAACAAUUUUCAUAGAAAUUAAUAUGUUGUUCAAAUGGAUUUUUAGCCUUAUCAUAUUUCCUUUUCUCGACUUUGGAAAUGAGGUAAAAGAGCUCUCUUCAAGGUAGCUUAAAUAAAAGCGAGAAGUGCUGAUUUUUCGAGCAGAUAGACGCCAAGGUCUGAGUUCUCGACUUCUUACUUCGACUAUUUCUUUUCGCCAAUACCCAUCGAGUUGUUAUAUUAAAGGAUAAUAUUUGACGUCAUCUUUUUUAGCAAUCAUUAAAAUUAUCGCACAUCACUACUCGUCGAAGAAUCUCCCGGAUGACAAACGGUAAUCGACUAGGCGAUAGUAGAAAUUGUAAAAAGAAUGUAAAUAAAAUUUCUCGUCUCCCCCUUCGGUGGGGGCGUUCGUUUUCAACUCCAGGAAACGCUUUCGCCUUGAGAACUCGCCAUUGGAGUACCGUUGCGAUCAAUAGAAUUGCGGGUCCCGCGAGAAUGUUAUGUUAAUUGGGCGUGCUUACUAUUGUAAUUAGAUUAUUGUAAGGUAAUUCGAGUGGAAUAAAGUGAGGCCAAUACUAGAUUCCGCAUGUCUCAUGGAACGCAAAAAAUUUCCGUACAAUGCCGGUGCGACGAGAUUUCCCGAUUUCACCUUUCCAAUUAUGCUCCUCGUUAGGCAUAAAGGCUUUCGAUGUUCGUACUUGUUGAACGCACAAAAGAACACAAGAGUCACAUCUUCGCUCGAAUGUGCUCGUAGAGAUC